AUGGGGAAUCAGCUCAAUUGCUUGGCACAAUGUCAGACGCGGCAAGAGGGAACGCAGAGACUGUUAAUACUUGAAAAAGGUGCCUACUUUAAGCGAAAGAAAACGAUUCUGGGGCUGACCACGACAACGGAGCGAGUCCACGUAAAAUUAGAUAAAGAUGGACACACACUGUUGUGGAAGCUGCACGACUCGAUCAAGAACGUGACGACGAUCGAUCUGCACUCGAUUAAGUCGGUACAGGCACACGGCGAGGCUGGAUUCAGUGUUACGUCUCCCAAUGGCGACGUGGUACUGGAUGUUGAAGCGGAAUCGGGAGAGAUUCGUGAUACUUGGGUGACCCAUUUACAGAUGAUAUGUGAGAAGAGCAAUCCAAGUGACGAGACGGAGGAAGAGAUGCAGUCUGGGAUGAAGUUAUGUAAAAUGGUUGAGGAUCGUGCAAAGAAGCAAGUGUACUGGGCAAAACGCACACAGGAAUUGGAACAACGAAAACAAGAAGCGGAAGAGCGGAAAAAGAAGUUUGCCGGUGUCGGCAUGAAAUACACUGCUCUUGCAAUGAGUAAUAGGCCCAACUAA
This is a messenger RNA of Peronospora farinosa, 573 nucleotides long. NCBI's taxonomy places the organism in Eukaryota, Oomycota, Peronosporomycetes, Peronosporales, Peronosporaceae. The record is from the annotation of a GenBank genome assembly.